This is a messenger RNA of Acanthopagrus latus (yellowfin seabream), 1581 nucleotides long. RefSeq names its product syndecan 2 (gene sdc2). The transcript is spliced from 5 exons. The coding region runs from base 476 to 1117 and encodes 213 amino acids. Gene Ontology annotation, cellular component: membrane; cell surface. Gene Ontology annotation, biological process: cell migration. Lineage: Eukaryota; Metazoa; Chordata; Actinopteri; Spariformes; Sparidae. The record is from RefSeq and is a predicted model, not a curated record.
ACGCUCCGUCCUCGUUAUUCUCAAGUGAGCGCUGAGGGAGAGAGCAGCGCGAGCGAGCCGUCUCGUGCGGAUUUUCUUUUUUUCUCCACUCACGCGGGGCGCGCGGAGGACUUUUGCAGUUUUGCUACACAACAAAAAAAAAAACACACGCAAAAAACAAACAACAACAAUAACAAAACGUGCUUGUUCGUGCAGCUUUUACGUUUUUAUUUGCGUCAGAUUUAAAAAGAAAAGAAGAAGAAGUGCCUGGAGAGAGAGAGCGAAAGAGAGCGAGAGAGAGAGAGAGAGAGAGAGAGAGCGAGAGGGGGGAGGAAUAACCCAAAACGCAACACGUAUCCGGUGGGAUCCCACUCCUGAGAGAGAGAGAAGCGGCAGGAGUUGGAGCGAAGGGUGCGAGGAAGGAAAGAAACGAAGAAGAAGAGGGGGAAAGAUUUGACGUUUUCGCUCCUAACGACGCGUUUUUAAUUGAGGAAUAAUGAGGAACGCAUGGAUAAUUUUGACCCUCGGGCUGACCGUCUUCCUCUCCGGGGAAACGAUAGCACAAGCAGCCAAGGCUUCCUCUCAGGCUGAUGACUUGUACCUGGAUGACACAGGCUCAGGAGGUUACUACCCUGAAGAUGAUGAUGACUUUAACUCAGGGUCUGGCUCAGGUGGAGAUGAAGAAGAGAAGGAGGAAACGGUGACUGUCAGUGUGGUUUAUAUCGAGCCCAACGCAGCAGAACCCACCCAGGACUCCACCAAAGACUUCACCCCCAGGGUGGAGACAGCCACGGUCAGAGAAAAGGCCCUGGGCGUCACACCCAGGAAACCAAUCAGAACAGAGGCACCAGUGCCAGUUACAGAGGACAUGCAGAGGAACCAGAUGACUAGUACGACUAGUGCCCCCGGCUCACCCCAGGAGGCCGUUGAGGUCCGCACUGAAAACCUCUUCCAGAGGACAGAGGUGUUGGCAGCCGUUAUUGCAGGCGGAGUCAUCGGCUUCCUGUUCGCCAUCUUCCUCAUCCUCCUCCUGGUCUACCGCAUGAGGAAGAAGGACGAGGGCAGCUACGACCUGGGAGAGAGGAAACCCUCCGGCGCCGCCUACCAGAAGGCCCCGACCAAGGAGUUUUAUGCAUAGAAGCCGGCCCCGCCCCGCCCCGCCCCCCACGUCAUCAGAACGACAAAAAUCGCAAGUGACUGUUGGAAAGAAAAAAAAAAAAAAAACGCAGUCAACAACAGCAAACCUGUUCAAAUACGACAAGAAACAAGUUGAUUAAGGAAAAAUAGCAUAAAGGAAAACUUUUGCAUAGAGUAUUGUAAUUAAGACCUUUUCUCUCUUCUUUUUUUUUUUUUAAAUGAAAACCAAGCAUUUCUCAUUUUAUGGCAAAUCUCAGUGUAUUUAAACAUUUUUGUGUAUUAUUUGAAAAGGCUGAAAAAAUAAAAAACAGGAAUCUGUAAAGGCGAGGAAACCAAUCGCAUCUGUCUUCUGUCAAAGGAGCUGUUUAGUUUUUUGUUUUUUUUUUAGUCGCUGACUACUUUUAACCGUAGCAGUGUGGUAUUUGUAAAGAAAAAAAAAAUUAAAGUGGAAAUAAUUGAAUAUAA